This is a messenger RNA of Exophiala viscosa, 1706 nucleotides long. RefSeq names its product acyl-CoA dehydrogenase. The coding region runs from base 222 to 1547 and encodes 441 amino acids. Gene Ontology annotation, molecular function: flavin adenine dinucleotide binding; acyl-CoA dehydrogenase activity. Gene Ontology annotation, cellular component: cytoplasm. The transcript has a single exon. Gene Ontology annotation, biological process: fatty acid beta-oxidation using acyl-CoA dehydrogenase. NCBI's taxonomy places the organism in Eukaryota, Fungi, Ascomycota, Eurotiomycetes, Chaetothyriales, Herpotrichiellaceae. The record is from RefSeq and is a predicted model, not a curated record.
CAAAAGUACCACCAUAAGGAUCCCCUCGAACCGUGUCAGCCUUGUGCCUAAAAACACGCAGCCUUACUCCGCAAUCAUUUGUACCUCGGUUCCUCGGCGGCUUCCAACCAAACAUCAAGACCUCCUAGUAUUGGGCCAUGCCAGGGCUUUCCGCCAUUAUGAUUGCAUUCUGUCGAGUUCUAUCACAUCUGUAAAUUCAAGACGAGGCACAAUCAUCCAACAUGAGCAACGUCAAAGCCGCAAUCAGCCAGAUCCCUUUCGCCGAGCCCAGUUACCUUCGAGGCCUUCCAUCACCAUACUUCCAACCAACACACCUCAACUUCCAGAAAAGAUGCCGCGCCUUCUUCGCCGAGCACUUCCUCCCCUACGUUUUGGAGUGGGAAACAGAAGGCACAGUCCCACCCCACGUCUGGGAGACAUUCAAUAAGCAUAACAUGCUCCUCCCCAACCUCAACUCUCCCCUACCAAUCGCCUGGCUGAAACGACUUGGCAUAAACGACAUCCUCGGAGUCCCCAUCUCGGAAUGGGACUACCUGCAUACAGCGAUAUGGGUCGACGAACGUGCGCGCACAGGAAUCUCAGGUCCCGGAUCAAGUCUAUCCCCUGGCUUCGCAUAUGGCAUUCCGCCAAUCCUCAACUUCGGUUCUCCGGCCCUACAAGAGAGGUUCCUGCCCCAACUUCUGACCGGAAAAGCGAGGACAUGCAUCGCCAUCACAGAGCCCCAAGCAGGCUCGGACGUCGCGAACAUCCAGACCACGGCUGUCAAAUCGGCGGACGGCAAGCACUAUAUCAUCAAUGGCGAGAAGAAGUGGAUCACCAACGGUAUCUGGGCCGACUAUGCGCCCAUGGCUGUGCGGACAGGUGGUCCUGGUCCCAAGGGUAUAAGUCUAAUCGUCGUUCCGUUGAAAGAUUACCCGGGCGUCAAGAUGCGGCGUCUCGAAGUUCAGGGCCAACGCGCCGGUGGGACAACGUACAUUGAACUCGAUGACGUGCAAGUCCCUGCAGAGAACCUCGUUGGCAAAGAAGGCGAAGGGAUGAAAUAUAUCAUGACCAACUUCAAUCAUGAGCGCAUGUUGAUUGCCAUUGGCGUCACGAGACAAGCUCGCGUCGCACUGUCAGCGGCAGUCGAGUACGCUAUGAAAAGAGAGGCGUUUGGGAAGACGUUGAUGGAUCAGCCUGUCGUGCGCCAUAGGAUUGCCAAGGCCGGGGCUGAUCUCGAGACAUUGCAGUCUUUGGUCUUUGAGUUUGUAUAUCAGCUUAAUCACCUAUCCAAGGCUGAGGCGGAUGAGAAGCUCGGUGGGCCGACGGCGCUUCUAAAGGCCAAAGCCGGAAUGGUGUUGAAUGACUGUGCGCAGACUGCAGUUUUGAUUUUUGGUGGGAACGGGUAUACGAGGACCGGUCAAGGGGAGUUGGUGGAGAAGAUUUACCGUGAUGUGAUGGGCGCGAGGAUCCCUGGUGGGAGUGAGGAUGUCAUGUUGGAUCUCGCGGUACGACAAUUGGUGAAGAACUUUCAAAGGCAGGCUAGAAGGCCGGCUAGUAAGAUCUGAUCAUCUCAGUGACGCUCGGAAGAAAAGGUCGCCAAAUGAAGAAAUGAUUGUUGAAAACGUACAGGACGAUUAGUAGCGAGACGUCUGGGGCGUGCAUCAAGUAAAGACCACCACACGGUGAUGCUUUACACAUUGACUAUGUCGUAUGAACAUGACACA